This is a messenger RNA of Cucumis melo (muskmelon), 977 nucleotides long. RefSeq names its product protein HEADING DATE 3A. The record is from RefSeq and is a predicted model, not a curated record. The coding region runs from base 115 to 654 and encodes 179 amino acids. Lineage: Eukaryota; Viridiplantae; Streptophyta; Magnoliopsida; Cucurbitales; Cucurbitaceae. The transcript is spliced from 4 exons.
UAGGGCAUUGGCCUUCAAGAACUUCUUCACAUCUCGGUAGCAUUACACACCUUCUUGCUUUCUUACAUACAUCGAAACCGGCCAAAGCUAACUGAAACAAUUCUUUUCCAGAACAUGCCAAGAGAUCGUGACCCUUUGGUUGUUGGGAGAGUCAUCGGCGAUGUCGUUGACCCAUUCUCGAGGUCAAUUUCGAUUAGAGUUACUUACUCCACCAAGGAAGUUAACAAUGGUUGUGAGCUCAAACCCUCUCAGGUGGUAAACCAACCAAGAGUUGAGAUUGGUGGAACUGAUCUUCGAACCUUCUUCACUUUGGUUAUGGUGGAUCCUGAUGCUCCUAGCCCUAGUGAUCCUAAUCUUAGGGAAUACUUGCAUUGGUUGGUGACUGAUAUUCCAGCUACAACAGGGGCAACCUUUGGCCAAGAGAUAGUAUGCUAUGAGAGUCCAAGACCAACGGUGGGGAUACAUCGAUUUGUGCUAGUUUUGUUUAGACAACUUGGAAGGCAGACAGUGUACGCACCAGGUUGGCGCCAGAAUUUCAACACAAGAGACUUUGCUGAGCUUUACAAUCUUGGUUUACCAGUUGCCGCUGUUUAUUUCAAUUGUCAAAGGGAAAGUGGUUCUGGUGGAAGGAGAAGAGUCCAAGAUGAUUAUUAACUAACUUAUAAUUAAACCCACUUUUACACCUUUUAUCACAUUAUUAUUAUUAAAAAAAAAAUAGUUUCUUCUUAUUAUUAUUAUUCAACUAUAUACUUAAACAGGUGAUGGGGGUUGAGGGGUUAAUAAGGGCAAAAUGCUUUGUUGUUUAAUUGCCCUAUGUACUAGAUAAUAUUUGUAAUAAGGUCAUUUGAUAUAUUAAUAUUAGAGUUUAUUAGUUUUGUUAGUUUUUAUUUUGUUACAUUCUGUUGUUAUUAGACAGUUGUAUCAAGUGGCUAUAUACGCCCUUUUUCAUCAUUAAUAAAAUAAGAAGGGUUUAUUUA